CAAUUCACCACCAACCUAUGCAGAGUUUUUUUUUCCUUUCAGCCACAGUGGUUUUGGAAGAAAAAUUAUUAAAAAUUUGGAAAAUCAUAUGUAAAUCAUCCGUAUUCGAUAUUUUUGAAAAUUAUUUUGAAAAUUCAUUUCGUUUCGUUGCAUCGGUUUGUUGGGUAAAAAAGUUAGCGGGUGACGUGAAGUGAAAGCAUUUAAACACGCUGACACCAAUACAUUUACACACGAAAGCGAAUCGUGUAUUCGGAGCUGUCAUUCAUAUUGCCUUUUCAUAAGUGUAUUUUUAGGAGACCGUAGCGGUGUGGCAAAACUAGCAUACGUUCAUCGAAGUAUUUCAAGAGUUCCAGUGAACAAAAAAAAUCCAGCAAAAUGCUUGACCAAGACGAUUAUGAUCCUUAUGACCGUGAAUAUUUGGACUAUGAGGAUAGCCAUACCGGCGAUCCAAACCUUGAUUUGGAAUAUGAACGCAGCAUGAAUAUGCCAAAAGUUCCCGAUAUUGUGAAAAACUUUAUCGAAUACUUUCGCAGUGUGAUCAACGAGGGUGUUGUUUACGAGAUUCAGAAUUUGUAUGAAAACACGUUCCCAAAGUUGAGCGAGCAGUAUUACGAUAAGCGUGCAUGGCCAUCGGAAAAUCAAAUUGCCGAUAUUGUUGGCAACGACGAAGUAUUUUUGACGCUGUACAAGGAAUUGUACUUCCGUCAUAUUUACGCUCGCAUCCCAGAGGGUCCAACCAUUCAUGAGCGUGCCGAUUCGUUCUUCAACUAUUGUAGCUUCUUCAAUUUGAUUUUGUCGGCACCGCAACCCGUGCAAUUGGAAUUGCCAGACAUUUGGUUGUGGGAAUUGCUCGAUGAGUUUGUGUAUCAAUUCCAAAACUAUGCGCAAUAUCGUGCACGUCUCAAUGAUAAAUCCGAAGAGGAGCUCGACAUGUUGAAGCACACCAAUCACUGGACCAUUUUGUGCAUUUUGAAUGUGUUGCAUUCGCUGGUCGAUAAAUCCAAUAUUAAAUUGCAAUUGGAGGUGUCAGCAUCGGGCGGUGAUCCAGAAUCGGUUGCCGGUGAAUUUGGCCGACAUUCAUUGUACAAGAUGUUAGGCUACUUCAGUUUGGUGGAAAUGUUGCGUUUGCAUUCAUUGCUCGGCGAUUAUUAUCAGGCCAUUAAGGUGUUGGAACCAAUUGAAAUUCACAAGAAGAAUCAAUACACACAUAUUCCAGCAUGUCAAAUUUCAACAUCGUACUAUGUUGGCUUUGCAUAUAUGAUGAUGCGUCGCUACACCGAUGCCAUUCGCACAUUCAGCUCAAUUUUGCUGUUCAUUCAACGUACCAAGCAAUUGUACAGCACCCGAUCAUAUCAAAAUGAUCAGAUCAACAAACAAACCGAGCAAAUGUACCAAUUGCUUACCAUCUGCUUAGUUCUUCAUCCACAAUGCAUCGAUGAAUCCAUUCAACAGGCAUUACGUGACAAAAACUACCACGAAAGCAUGUAUCAAAUGCAAUGCGGUGACUUGGAUACGUUCCGUAAUUUCUUCAUUUUCGGUAGCCCGAAAUUCAUUUCGCCAUGCCCACCACCAAACGAUGCAACCGAAGGUGAUUUCGUCAAGCAGCCAAUGGAACAUCAAACACAAGUGUUCAUGGACGAAGUUCGGCAACAACAAGAAUUGCCAACCAUUCGUUCAUACUUGAAACUGUACACGACGUUGCCAUUGGAAAAAUUGGCGGCAUUCAUGAACAAAGAGCCGGCUGAACGCGAUAUCAACAAUUUGUUGACGCAUUUGUUGUGCUUCAAGCAUAAAAUGAAGAAUCUGGUGUGGUCAGAGGGUUCAAGCGGUUUGGAUGGUAAAUUUGUAUCCGGUUCAGAAUUGGACUUUUACAUUGAUCUGGACAUGAUUCAUAUUGCUGAUACGAAGGUGGCCCAUCGCUAUGGUGAAUUCUUUAUUCGUAAAAUUUUGAAAUUCAGUGAUUUGAACCGACGCUUGCACAACCUCAAAAUUUAAACUACAUCAACAACAAAAAAAAAUAAUCCCAUAUUAUUCCACUGAAAACGAAACAAAAAUUUUCUGAAUCCAAUCUUUGCAUACAAACCUUUGUUCACAAUUUGAAAGAAAA
Molecule: messenger RNA, 2107 nt
Organism: Sitodiplosis mosellana (orange wheat blossom midge)
Lineage: Eukaryota; Metazoa; Arthropoda; Insecta; Diptera; Cecidomyiidae
Gene: eIF3l
Product: eukaryotic translation initiation factor 3 subunit L
Exons: 3
Coding region: 376-1995 (539 amino acids)
Biological process (GO): translational initiation
Cellular component (GO): cytoplasm; eukaryotic translation initiation factor 3 complex
Molecular function (GO): protein binding; translation initiation factor activity
Source: RefSeq, a predicted model, not a curated record